Lolium perenne is the source of this 1552-nucleotide messenger RNA. Its product is annotated as plastid division protein PDV1. NCBI's taxonomy places the organism in Eukaryota, Viridiplantae, Streptophyta, Magnoliopsida, Poales, Poaceae. The record is from RefSeq and is a predicted model, not a curated record. Gene Ontology annotation, biological process: chloroplast fission.
AAAGGAAAAAAACAAAUCCCCAACCCGUCGUGCGCCGGGGUGCGGCCUCUGCCUUCUUGUUCGACCCGCAGCCUCUCUCUGUCUCUCUCUAACGGCGACGAGCGAAUCGUGCGAAUGAGAUGAGAUGGGAGACGGCGGCGACGGGAGCGGAGGCGGAGGCGCUGCAGGAGCGCAUCUGGGACCUCCACGACAAGCUCAGCCACGCCAUCCUCUCCCUCUCCGCCUGCGCCGGCCUUCCGGGCUGCGGCUGCGGGCACGUGGUCGUCAAGGGGCGGCGGCCUGGAGGGUACCCCGACCUUGCGGCGGCGUCGGCCAUGGUGGACGCGCGGGGUCUGCACGCCAUCCGCGCCGCGCUCGAGGACCUCGAGGGCCACCUCCACUUCCUUCAUGAUGUUCAGUUACAACAGCGUGCUGAGCGAGAUGCUGCGAUUGCUAGGGUGCAGCAAAGUCGUAUUCUCCUUGCUGCAAGGUUGGCUGAACAUAGAGGAAAGAGGCAUGGAGUCAUUGAGGAAGCCUUAGGUUUCGUGGGCGAUGUGCUUGACAAAAACCAAUUUGUCUCGCCUGAAGAUGUCUAUGGGAUGCACAACCAAUCAGACGAAGAUGAGGACCGCACGGGACAUGGUUCAAACAUGGUGGUGCGUGUGGUAUCCUGCACUUUUGCUUUUGCCAAGAACAUUUUAAGAUUCGAGAGGAUGGGUGGUGUGCUGGGUAAUGCUGCUGUGCUUGCGGUAAGCAUGCUUGCUUUCUUGCAGCUGCAUCAGCUGGCCUUGGGUAGACAAACUCCAGCAGUUCAAUAUAGGAGAACCGAUAAUCGUUUUCAUUCUGGAGGGUCUAGAAGAAACAGCAAAGAAAAGCAUGUGGAAGUGUUAUUAGCUAGAGGUUGAGGAAUCAUCGGACUGUUUGUACAGGAAGCUUCCUCCUCUUUUCAGUUUUCAUCGGUUUUGUUAGGUCACUAGUCAUUCAAUUCUUUUGGAUGGGCUGCUCUACAGUCUACCUCAAUCAUUAUAAGGUGUACCACACAGGUGUAAAUGGUUUGAGAUUAGCAAUAGAUGGAAUACUGGAAGAGUCUGCGAACUGGUUUCUUUUUCUUGAACUAACUAAGAAGAAUUGAUGCUUCAAGGACAACAGUUCUGCAUUUGCUAGCUUAUAAGCUGCUGGGCAUGCAAAUCGGGGUGGAGCUUUUGAGGGCAUGCUUCAGUUUUUUGCCACUGCGACGAGUGCCAUGAUCGAAGGUUCUUUGCUUAACUGACUUCACUCUAUGAUAUGUAUAUAAUGGAGAAAGAGUACAAGUACAACAUGGUGCACGUGUCAAGUCUUCAGUCUGUGGAGUUGGGAAUUGCUCUUUGUUGUUCCUUGUUUGUUCACACAAGUUAGGUAGUACUACUUUUGCUUUGCAUAUGUUCCCUCUCUUUGGAGAUGUGAACUACUGGGCUGUUAUAUCGCUGCUUGCAGCAGCUUUGCCGAUUUUGUAACCUCAGCGAUCGUGUGGUGUAAAUCAUUUGCGCCCGUGUAUGUUCUGUCAAAAUGAUAUAUUGCCGUUUUUUCCUUCUCA